AUGCUUCAUGCUGCGUGUUCUGGUGGGUCCGUGUUUAUCGUAAACUAUCUCCUGAAUCAUAAGGUAGCUGGCCUAGAGAGUAGAGGUGAAGAUGGGGAGACCCCAGUGAUGGUGGCAGCAAAGAACGGACAGAAGCAAGUGUUUGAUAUCCUUGUGAAGAAAAGAUGCAACCUGUCAGUUGUGGAUGAUCUAGGUGACACUGUUCUCCAUGCUGCAUGUUGUAGUGACAGUGUGGAUAUGGUCACAAACCUUCUGUCAAAAAAGAUGGUCGACAUUGAGAGCAGAGGUGAGGAUGGGUUAACACCAGUUAUGUGCGCAGCAAUGGAAGGGCAGACCGAGGUGUUCAAUGCACUGGUAAGUCAGGGGUGUGACCUUUCCGUGGUUGAUGAUGAGGGUGAAAAUAUCCUGCAUGCUGCUUGUUACAGUAACAAUGUCACGAUCGUUAAGGACAUCCUUUCACGGAAGUUAGUUGACAUCAACAGUAAAGGUGAUGAUGGAGACACGCCGUUGAUGGUGGCAGCACGAGAAGGCAAUAGGAAAGUCUUUGAUCUUCUCCUUUCAAAGGACUGUGAUCUCUUGGAGGUUAGUGAUGGUGGCAACAUCCUUCAUGCUGCAUGUCUCAGCAACGAUGCAGUAUUAGUUAAGGACAUUUUGUUACGUGGUAUUGCUGACAUUGAAAGUAAAAAUAACAAUGGAGCAACACCAGUGAUUUUGGCAGCAGAGGCAGGUCAAAGAAAGUAUUUGAUCUACUUGUGGGACAAUAACAACAUGCUACAUGCUGCAUCUUAUGGAGGCAGUGUCCAGAUUGUUGAGAGUAUUCUUUCACGUAAAGUAGCUGACAUGGAGAGUAGAGGAGAAAAUGGUGCAACACCGGUGAUGUUAGCAGCAAAGAGUGGACAAAGGAAAGUCUUCGAUCUGCUGGUGAGGAAUGACUGCAAUUUGUCAGAGAAAGAUGACUCAGACAGAAACAUACUCCAUUAUGCUUGCGUAAGUGACAAUGUACAGAUUGUGGAGUACAUCAUCUCACAAGGCUUAGAUGAUCUAAACAGCAAGGAUGAAAAUGGGCAAACGCCAAUGAUGGUGGCGGAAAAGGAGGCCACCAGCCAGCCAGCCAGCCAACCAACCAGCCACUGGAGCUCACCCGAGGUGUUUGGCCUCAUCCUAACGAGGUACUGCCCAGUCACAGCUGCUGGACUGUGA
Messenger RNA from Haliotis rubra (blacklip abalone), 1200 nucleotides. Its product is annotated as putative ankyrin repeat protein RF_0381. Lineage: Eukaryota; Metazoa; Mollusca; Gastropoda; Lepetellida; Haliotidae. Gene Ontology annotation, molecular function: protein binding. The coding region runs from base 1 to 1200 and encodes 399 amino acids. The transcript is spliced from 3 exons. The record is from RefSeq and is a predicted model, not a curated record.